AUGGCAACCGCGCUCUGGGCAUUGCACCUCGAACAUGACAGAAUCGAGGAUCCCAGGGAAAUGUGGAAAAAACUGAACUUGGUUGUGUGGGGCUGGAUUUUCCUAAAUGCUACAUUCGGAGUCGUCCUGGCAAUGGGGUUGUACUACUACAGGCUGCAGGCCACCAGCGCCGCGUACUCUGUGAACUUCCUGAACCUGAUCCCCAUUGUCACCUUCGUCAUCGCCAUCGUGCUCCGGGCGGAGAAUCUGGCGCUGGGAAUGUGGCCUGGCAAGAUGAAGCUCCUGGGCGCGCUGUUGUGCGUGGGCGGGAUGAUGGUGGUGAGCUUGUUCAAAGGCCGGCUGCUGCACCUGUGGCCUACCCACCUGCUCAAAUACUCACACGACCAGCCACCGGUGAGCUGCACCGGCGUUCACGGCAUGGUCGCCGGCACACUCUUCUUGUGCGGCAGCUGCCUGAGCUACGCCUUGUGGUUCAUCGUGCAGGCUAGGCUUGUGAAGGUGUUUCCAUCAAGGUACUGGGCGACGACGCUGACGUGCUUGCUGGGAAGCCUGCAAUCCUUUGUGAUUGGCAUCUUGCUGAAUCACGACAGGGCUGAUUGGAAGCUCAAGUGGGACCUGCAGCUUCUGCCAAGGGACCAGGAUCAGAUGCAGUUCUAA
Messenger RNA from Phragmites australis (common reed), 657 nucleotides. Its product is annotated as WAT1-related protein At5g64700-like. The record is from RefSeq and is a predicted model, not a curated record. The coding region runs from base 1 to 657 and encodes 218 amino acids. Gene Ontology annotation, cellular component: plasma membrane. The transcript has 5 exons. Gene Ontology annotation, molecular function: transmembrane transporter activity. NCBI's taxonomy places the organism in Eukaryota, Viridiplantae, Streptophyta, Magnoliopsida, Poales, Poaceae.